AUGAAUCAGGGUUUAACAGUUAACUUCGUCUAUAUUACACAAUAAUGCCUGCUCCAUUUCAUUUUUCCAGUCGUUAUUAUUCAUUAAAGUUGAAAAAUUCGUAAGAAGAGAAACCGCGCACUCAGGUUAAUAGUUUUGUUGUACACGAUGUGUUUGCGUAUUUGUUUAGCCUACUUUAAAACGUUAAAUAUCGUGAUAUUUCCAUAGAGGAAUGAAUACAUGUUCGAUUUGUACGUUUGUAUACGAUAAAGGCCGUUUAUGUGCGACGCCCCAUCCGCACAUCACAUCGUCUUAGAGAUUAUUCAGUCCGUCAUUCUUUGCCCAUUGAUUCUAGCUAAUAAUCGUCAGCUGAGAGUAUAAGGUAACGAAGAAUUUGCUAACAUGCAUUACUGUAGAUGAAAAGUGCCCUGGUUAGCACUGCCCUUGUUCUAGACCAAUUUGUGUACUUGUCAUCACCAAAGAGUUCAACUUUUGAACAGCUUUUGGAGUCAUUUCAAGUUCAUUGUGCAGAAUGGCUAUCGUAACGUCAGAAGCAAGAAGGUCACAGGAAAGAAUGAUUUUGGAAGACAUUUUGAGAAAUGGAGAAAUUACAGUAAAGGAAGAAGUUCUGAUUACCACAUCCCUGGUUCCAGUUUUACCCACACACAUCAUAAAUGUGAAGGAAGAACUGGGGACAAGAACACCUCCACCUCCUAUCACCAAAACAGAAGUAAUAGAUCUUGUAGAUGAAGAAGAUGAUGAUGAUGAUGAUGGUGGUGGUGAUGCUCACAGUCAUGAUGGAAUGGAUAUAACAUCACAGCCACCAGUAGUAGCUGACUUCUUGACUAUUGAUCUGGAGGAAGAAUCAGGUACAGUCACAUCCCCACCUACUUCUGACUGCAUAGAAGGUAAUGCAGCACCACAACGUUCCGCCGUGAAGCAACUAGAUGCUCCACACUCAGUUAUGUGUAACGCAAGUGUACCCUCUUCCUUGAGACCCAUAGAAACAAACAGUGAAGACAGUCUUGCUCACGAACUAAAAUGUUCUGAGCCUAUUCGGAGAGAUCCUCUCUCAAAAUCAAGUCAGACAAGCAAUGACUCCAACACUGCACUAGAACCCCAAUGCUUGGGUCCAUUUGAAGAGUCAUCAUGUGUCAAGUGUCCUAAGUGCUCAGUGGUAUUGACUGGGUAUUUUCAAAUUCUCAGUCAUCGUUGUGUUUGCAUAUACCUUUGCAGUGAGACAGUGAAAAAAAAAAUUAAAUGCUUCUUUUGUGUGAAGGAGUAUAGUACUGUGAGAUCUUUGAAAAAGCAUAUUAAAACAUAUGUUCAAAAGACAUACGUAAAGUGUAGCAUUUGUGGUCUACGCCUUACCAGUGAAUCUUCUUUCAGAACACAUGCACUGACACAUACAAAUCAGUGGCCAUAUCGCUGUGACAUCUGCGGUCAGGGUUCUGUAUCAGAGUAUCAGUUGGAGAAUCAUAAAGCCACUCACGCAAAGGAGAAGUCUUGGAUGUGUGAUGUCUGUGGAGCCAUGUUUCACAAUCAUGCAAGACUAAGGAGUCACAAAAUGGUUCACUCAGAAAGGAAACAUGAAUGUGACUUGUGUUACGCAAAGUUCAGAGAACGUUAUCAACUCAAUGAACAUAAGAGGAAGGUACACUCUGCAGUGAAAAUUAAGUUUCAGUGUGAACACUGCAGUUCAGCUUUUACAUCUAAACACCAAUUGAAGUACCAUAUAGAAAUGAAACAUGAUGAUAAUGUAGGUGGAGAAAGCUUCAUUUGCUCUGUGUGUAAUAAAGAAUUCAAACAUAGAUUUGCUUUCAAUAGGCACAUGUAUAAGCAUAAAUAUCAGAAUGAAAAUGUAAUUUACACAUGUGAUAUGUGUAAGCGGAAUUUUGCACAAAAAUCCUCUCUGACUAGGCACAUUUUAGAACACAAUGGGAAACAAUUCAGUUGUACUCACUGUGGAAUGUUAUUUACACAACGAAGUAGUGUAAAAAGGCAUAUGUUAAAAUCGCAUUUCAGUGACAGAUGACGCUUAUGUUUAUGUGGGAGAGACAAAAGGAAAACAGGAUUUUGUGACCUCUGUGACUGAUAGGAAAAUCUUGUGAACUGUUGGACUUAUCAUAUUGCUCUCCAAAAUUAUUAAAUACUUGAUGUUUUGAUCUCUCGUGUGGGAUCUUCUUCAGGGUUGACAGACAAAUGGACAUGUCAAAAGAAAGUGUAUGUUCACACACAAAAGACUGUUUCUUCUCACUUUUUCAGAGUAGUGCAGUUUUUGGAUAAAAAAGUUUUGAAGCUGCUAAUGGUAAAUACUGAUAACUGAUAAGGAAAUAGGAAGGAGGAUACAUUAUUAUAAUAUCAUUGUUUUCUUGCCACUGAGGUGGCUUCCUGAUAACAUUUACUUGCUUGAUGGCAGGUAGCCAUGAAGCCAAAAUUUCUUAAUGCGUGAUUUUAAAAAUCCUUUACAAAAAUGGUGGGUCGCAUCUGAACUUGCAGUAUUCAGGUUCUGGAAACAGUUGUUCUGAUCUGACAGACAAGGUCAUAGGGAAAAAUUAAGAAAUGUAUUAUACCAUAGGUUAGAAAGCGUAAAUUUCUGAUGCCCCAAAUAUCUGUUUUUCCCAGAAUAUAUGGUCUCCCAUAGGUAGACAAAGAGGGAUGUUCAGGGUUAACUUUCCAGUGUACUUUUUAGUUUGUCGUUUAUCACAGAAACUGAAACAUCUGGUUGGGAAAAUGAACACUUUCUUGAGGGAUUCCGAACAUUCAUUAUAAAUGUUGUGAAGGAUUUCAAAAAUUUGUUGUAAGGAGUACACACAGUGAAGAUAUCCAGAAAUGACAUUCUGGUGAGUUUCAAUGUGCCUUUUUUAAAGACAUCCCAGUAAUAGAUGCUAUGUAGUUUGUCGGAGGCAAAAUUGCUAUAAAUAUAUGUGAACUGGUCAAAAUCUGCACGUGGUUAAGUUGUUUUGAAUAUAAACAAUAAAUAUUUGAGCAUCCUGAUGAUAAUGCUGUGUGGUCACUUUUGUUGUCAGUAGAAGCUGACAUUUUUGGGAGCAUUCCCAGGAACUGGCAUUAACUAAUGCAGAACUAAAACUAUGCUGGUUCCACAAUGUCAGUGUUUCCGAGCUUGGGGUAAUUACACCUUGAGAGGUAAAAUAGAAUUUUAGGGAUAAAAACAGAAAGGGUUCAGUAUUCACUACCUAAUUAGACUCGUAAGUUUUAGAUAAGCACUAAUUCUAACAUUUUUAAAUUUGAUUGUUAACACAUGAUAGACAUGGCAGAGGUUACAGCGGAUGUAUUUAUGACACUGUUUGAAAUUUACACACUGUCAGUGAUGACAGUUAGCUGCAGCUCACCACUUCCUUAGAGCAGCAUAUCCAUUGCUGGCUCCACCGAGAUACCAGCUUGCUCAUCGUUCUUCUUUUGUUAGUCAGUCAUUUUCUUGCCAAAUGCUAGUAAAUCAUCGGACACGUGAAGUGAAUGCACAAUUGUUGCCUCCGAUUUCACUACACAGAUUGUUAGAUGAGAAACAAAGGAAGGUGAGCGGAAGUUUUCCUAUUCCAGAGCCAACUAGUAGCUGAGAAAUUGUUAAUUUACAGCAUUGCAUUGGUAGGUGUUUGUACUCAUGGAACACCUUCCAUGUUGUGCGUUUGCUCUGGAUUGCACACAUUGGUGAAAAGAGUUGCUCCAAAUGCAACCUUCAGCCACUGCAUUAUACAUUGCUAUGCUCUGGCAGUGAAAGCACUUCCUCCUAAUUUGUUGAAUGUACUCACUUAGGCAGCAAAGAUUGUAAACUGCAUCUGAGGUACUGCAACAAACACAAAGAAUUGUGGAAAGAGGUAGGAAAUGAAUUUGAUGUUCACUUCUUCCUCACAGAAGUGUGAUGGCUAUCACAUGGCAAGAUGUUGCAUAGAGUGCUCAAGCUUUGACAAGAAAUAGUUUUUUUUUUCCUAGAAAUGGUAAAGGUGGAAAAGGAGAUAGACAUAACAUACCAAAAUAACAGAUAAUAUAUUUAUUUCCAAAGUGGCAUAUCUUUGAGAUAUCAUUGUAGAAAUAAAUAUAUAUAUAACCUCAGAUUUCCUUGAAAUAUGGUGACUAUUUUGACAGCACAAGAUGACACUGCCAGUUUUCCUCACAGCUUUGAGCUUUAGCAAUUCACAGUUGAAGUUCAAUAUUUUGCUUCUCCAAGAACUGAUAGAGAUGUACAAUGCGAAUAGAGAAAAACGGUUAUUGACACAUGGAAUAAGUCAGCACUUAUCAUCAGUAAAAAAUUCUAUCAGCAUCAACUUUCCUGAAAUGGAGAAUAAACAAGACUGGGAUUUAAGACUGUUUUCCAUUAAUGAAGGAAUAUUUUCAGAAAGUAAAGUUCAAGCCAAAGCAGAAUUUUUUAGUGAAGACAACGCACUGAAAAUAGAUUUAUCUUAAACAGAACUAGCAACAUUUUGGUGAAAGAUUAGUGAUGAGUAUUCUUUAUUAUAAGAAAAAGCCUGAUUCCGUUUGCCACACCUUACAGAGUUGAAAGCAGAUUUGCAAAUGGGGUGGCAAUGAAAACAAAAGUGAGGAACCAAUUGAAUUUGGAAGAUGAUUUACAAUGUGCAUUGGCCGACACCAAACUGAAUCUGAAGAAGAUUGUGAAAAAUAAAUAUUAGCAAAAAUGUUACUGACAUUCAUUAUUUCUUGGCUUAAUAUAAUGCCUAGAAAAAUAUUUCAUUUGUUGAACUUUAAUGAAAUAUGCAUUUCCGUGUAGUUUUAAAAAUAGGGAUGUUCAAAAAAUCUAAACUUCCCUGAGGUACUGAACUCAUGAGGGCAUUGAUCUCUAUAUGAUCUCGUUCAAGGGUAAAGGUCCAAGAAAAAUUUGGAACCAGUGCAGUAUGUGAUGACAUAUUUGUUGUAUGAUCAUGCAAAGAAGAGCUAUAUAAAUUACACAGUUUCCUAAAUAACAUUCCCCUUGGAGAUAGUGAGGCUGACCUCCUGCUCCGAGAUGUGUUGAUCUAUAGAAGACUGAUCAAAGCAAGAUUUCUUCAGGAAAAAAUUGUUGGUUAAUGGAUACAAUGAUUUUUACAUUAAUAGAGCCUUCAGACGAAGUCAAUAAUAAUAAUGCAAACAAGGUGAAUGAGGAACCUAACUCAAAUUCUGUUACCAUUUAUCACUAGAGUAAUCAACUAUGUAGGAAAAAUCGUUCGGAAGAAUGGCAUAAGGAUCACGUUUUUUCAGUCAACACAAAAUUAGACUUUUUUUCUAUCUAGAAUGGAUGUGAUUAAGAUUGAUUGACUCUACACUGCAGAAAUUGAAGUGAUAUGUGGUUGUGACAAAGAAUAUACUGGCAAGACUGGGAACACAAUAAAGUAAUAUGUUAAAGAGCAUGAAUGCCACACACAUUUACGACAAAGGGUAUAAUCUGCAGCACUGGAGCACCAAGGUGAACAUGACAAAGUUAUAGAUUUUAAUAACAUGAGAGUUCUAGCUAAAAAAAGUAAUACUUGUAAAAGGAAACUCUGUGUGGCAGUUGAAACGUAGAAGAAUGAGCUAAUGACUGAUAGAGAUGAUGAUGGCUACAGGCUUGUGGACUUCAUGGCUACCUGCCACAAAAGGAAGUAAAAAUGUAGCCAUAGCAUGCGAGGAACAUAAAUGACUAUCAGGAAACACACUCAGUAAUUUGAUAAAGUUCCCACACUUCUUUUAGCAUGUACCCAAUGACAAUGGUCCACCAAUAGCAGUGUAAGAUUUUUGCACAAAUACUCCAUUUCUCUGAAAAAACUUGGGAAAACAGCAUUUUCAUAAGAAAAUACGCCAUUGUUUUUCAACAGUGGUGAGCCACCAGAGGACACCUAAAAUGAGUGAAUGAACUGUCCUGUAAAAGAUUGUUGCCGAGGGAUUGAAGCAGCAAGUAUUUUAGUGAAGAGUAAUUUAAUGCAGCCUAAAAGCCUGAAAACUUUUAUCUGUAAAUGGAAAGCAAUGAUGGACAAAAUGCAUAUGUGAAUUUCUGUGUGGCUAUUUUAUAAGAAAUUAUUGACCAUUAUAUUGUAAGUUAUCUAUACUUCUUUUUUAUAAUUUUUUUUCCACUUGAAUUUUAAACCAACAGAAGACAACUACCUUGUUAUUUUCUUUCUUGCUCACAGGUGUCAUAAAAUGUAAUAAUAUUUCAGUCA
This is a messenger RNA of Schistocerca americana (American grasshopper), 6125 nucleotides long. Its product is annotated as zinc finger protein OZF-like. Gene Ontology annotation, cellular component: chromosome. Bases 512 to 2014 code for a protein of 500 amino acids. The transcript has 8 exons. Gene Ontology annotation, molecular function: chromatin insulator sequence binding. Lineage: Eukaryota; Metazoa; Arthropoda; Insecta; Orthoptera; Acrididae. The record is from RefSeq and is a predicted model, not a curated record. Gene Ontology annotation, biological process: regulation of transcription by RNA polymerase II.